UCGGAAGCGGAAGUGAGGUUUCCGUGGAGACAGCGGAGCCUGCGGAAGGCGGCGGCGGCGGCACCUGCGAGCGGAGGCCUAGGCGGGGCAUGGCGGCGCGGACGGUCCUGUGAGAGCGAAGCUGCCGCAGGGCCCGCCAUGCGCCGGCGGCCCUGACAUGGGCGCCAGCGGCUCCAAAGCUCGGGGCCUGUGGCCCUUCGCCUCGGCGGCGGGGGGCGGCGGCCCGGAGGCGGCUGUCGCUGAGCAAGCUUUGGUGCGACCGCGAGGCCGAGUCGUGCCCCCCUUCGUAUUCACGCGCCGCGGUGGUGGGGUUGGACCUCUCUGGGUAGUGGCCGGGAAAGCAGGACUGGCCCCCAGCGUUGGGGAUGGGGCCUGGGGAAAAAGACCCUCACCCAGCUCCAUGUUCUAUGACGAGGAUGGGGAUCUGGCUCACGAGUUCUAUGAGGAGACAAUCGUCACCAAGAACGGGCAGAAGCGGGCCAAGCUGAGGCGGGUACAUAAGAACCUGAUUCCUCAGGGCAUCGUGAAGCUGGAUCCCCCCCGCAUCCACGUGGAUUUCCCUGUGAUCCUCUAUGAGGUGUGAGCCUGGGGGGUGGCAGGCAUAAACACCCCCUGCCCCAGCAAGAAACCCCCAGGCUCAAGGUGUGGCUUCCACUGAGGAACCUAGGCUGGGGCCACAACCGUGAAUAAACUCCACUGGCCCGGAACCUUCAACUGUGAGCAGGGCAGUCCUACAAUGCUGGUUGGGUGUUGGUUUGUAUGUGGACAAGAGGUGGCUGGUGGCUGGCAAGGGCUGAUGGCGGAGUUACCAGUCCACCUUUCCCAGCAAUCCCUACAAGGAGCAUGGCAGGGCAUAUGCUGUUCAGGAAUGCCUGGUUCCUGUGCCCUUGCCUGGCCUGCAUUCUUCCAAGCUUGCCUAGGGCCCAGCCCUGCUGGAGGCUACAGCACUUUACAAGUAAGGUCUGCCUUUUUCCAGCCCCAGGGCUGUGGGAGCUGUACACAAGUGGGAACUUCCUUUCCCUCACUUCCUUCACCCUCUCGUUGGAGCAUUUCAGCCGUUUGCUACCUCGAUUCCUCCUGUGUUGGACAGAAGCUGGGGGCAGAACAAGCCUGAUUCUUCCUGCCUACCUGCCCAUCUGUUCCCACCCCCAGAUGGAUGGACAGUUUGCUGGCUGUUAAUAGGUGUGGGAGGUUUCUCCCUCUACCCCGGGCUGGGCUGAUCCCUCCCCACUGCAACUAGUUGUUGACCCCUACCCCAACUGAGAGGGCAUAGGAUGGGGAUCAGGAAGGGCUCUGGAUGCCUGUGCCUAUGGGGUGUUGCCACAUCCCACCUACUGUGUCUAAUCCCCCUUGCCCUUACACAUCCACCACCCUGUGAUAAGGGACAGCACCCUGUGGCUGGUGCCAGUAGCUCUGAGGAGCCCACCACCCAUUCCCCUACAGUAUACCCAUCCCUUCAGGAUCAGUAAGAGAAAAGUACUGGAGCCCUGGGUAGGGACAGAAAGGAGAGAACAAUCAUAAAGGAAUACUUAAAAUGUGAAAGCUUGUAAAUAGUCUAGUCCAUGAUGUUGGGGCAGAGUCUGAUUUCUACAUAAAAAUGACUUUUUUUUUUUUUAAUUCCUUACUGUGCAAACUCUGUUCUUCAAGCGUGUGAGAAAUGGCUUGGGGAGGGUAGCCCUCAAUCUAGGAAGGCUGUUGUGUUAUUUGUUCAAUAAAAUUAUUUGUAGACCCUG
This is a messenger RNA of Orcinus orca (killer whale), 1733 nucleotides long. It is a transcript of the gene TUSC2, whose product is annotated as tumor suppressor 2, mitochondrial calcium regulator. The transcript has 4 exons. Gene Ontology annotation, biological process: regulation of mitochondrial membrane potential; inflammatory response. Gene Ontology annotation, cellular component: mitochondrion. Bases 158 to 583 code for a protein of 141 amino acids. NCBI's taxonomy places the organism in Eukaryota, Metazoa, Chordata, Mammalia, Artiodactyla, Delphinidae. The record is from RefSeq and is a predicted model, not a curated record.